Messenger RNA from Eutrema salsugineum, 1296 nucleotides. RefSeq names its product tuberculostearic acid methyltransferase UfaA1. Gene Ontology annotation, biological process: lipid biosynthetic process. NCBI's taxonomy places the organism in Eukaryota, Viridiplantae, Streptophyta, Magnoliopsida, Brassicales, Brassicaceae. Gene Ontology annotation, molecular function: methyltransferase activity. The transcript is spliced from 13 exons. The record is from RefSeq and is a predicted model, not a curated record. Bases 1 to 1296 code for a protein of 431 amino acids.
AUGGCAGGUGCACGAGGUUUGCUUGGGAAAGAAGCCACUCUUCUGAAGAAUCUGCAACAUAAGGUCCUUUCCCUAACCGAGACUUGGGCUCGGCUUUUCGUUACUAGAUUCUUGGGACAAUUCAUAUCCAUCGGUUGCGUCAGCUUACUUGAAGAAGAAGGAACGAUGUUCACUUUUGGAGGAAAAGAUUCUUCUUGUCCUUUGAAAUCUACCCUCGAGAUUCACAGUCCUCAGUUUUACUGGAAGGUUAUGACACGAGCGGAUAUAGGACUCGCAGAUGCUUAUAUCGAUGGAGAUUUUUCUUUCGUUGAUAGUAACUCAGGACUUUUGAAUUUGUUUAUGAUUCUCAUUGCUAACAGAGAUCUGAACUCAACAAGAUCAAAUCUAUCUAAAAAAAGAGGAUGGUGGACGCCGAUGUUUCUAACUGCCGGUUUAGCAUCUGCAAAGUAUUUUGUAAAGCAUGUCUUUAACAAGAACACUUUAACUCAAGCUCGAAGGAAUAUUUCUCAUCACUAUGACCUUAGCAACGAGCAUUUUGGUUUGUUCAUGGAUGAAACCAUGUGUUACUCCGCUGCAAUAUUCAAGCCAGACAAUGAGGAUCUUAGAACUGCACAGAUGAGAAAAAUAUCUCUUUUAAUUGAAAAGGCGAGGAUAGAGAAAAACCAUGAGGUUUUGGAGAUUGGAUGUGGAUGGGGAACUUUGGCCAUAGAAGUAGUGAGAAGAACUAGUUGCAAAUACACUGGCAUUACUCUGUCUAUUGAACAACUUAAAUAUGCAGAAGCAAAAGUGAAAGAAGCUGGACUUGAGGAUCUGAUAACACUUGAGCUUCGUGAUUAUCGCCAACUAUCUGAUGCUCACAAAUAUGACAGAAUUAUAGCUUGCGAGAUGAUAGAAGCGGUUGGCGACGAGUUUUAUGAGACGUUUUUCAGUUGUUGUGAAGCCGUUCUUGCACCAUACGGUAUAUUUGUCAUGCAGUUCACAGCGUUACCCGAUGAGCGUUAUGAUGAGUGUAGACUAAGUUCAGAUUUCAUAAAAGAAUACAUAUUCCCUGGUGGAUGUCUUCCCUCUUUAGCCAGAGUUACUUCAGCUAUGGCCUCUUCUUCUAGGCUAUGCGUUGAAGACGUUGAGAACAUUGGGAUUCAUUACUACCUAACUUUGAAAUUUUGGAGGAAGAGCUUCUUGGAGAGACAAAAAGAAAUCAUGAAUCUUGGAUUUGAUGAUAAAUUCAUAAGGACAUGGGUAUAUUAUUUCAACUAUUAUGCAGCUGGUUUCAAGGCUCAUUCACUUAAAAACUAG